AUGGAUCACAGAAGUUGGCACCUUGCUUUGUUCUGCUUAUCUCUAUGCUUCGGUUCAGGUUUCGGGUACACUCCAAGAACAAAUGCGGGUGAAUGGUGUGUUGCUAGGCCAGAUGCUUCAGAAACUGCUCUACAGACUGUUCUCGACCAUGCUUGUGGCCAGGGAGGUGCAGACUGCUCAGAAAUUCAGCCAGGAGGUAGCUGUUACAUACCAAUCACUGUUCGUUACCACGCUUCUUAUGUAUUCAACGAGAAUUACCAAAGGAAUCCAGCACCUAGCAGCUGUGAUUUCGAAGGAACAGCAACCCUUACAAAGAUUGAUCCAAGUAGUGGGAACUGCAUCUUUGAUGCAUCAUCAUCCAGUACAAGCAAGAGUCCACCAGCAUCUGUCAGCCCUCCAAGUCCAGAAACUAGAAAUCCAACGGCACCAACUACUCCUACGACGCUAACUCCACCGGGGCUAACUCCACCAGGGCUAACUCCACCGUCGACGAUGCCUGGAAGGCCCAACACAGCUUCAUCUGCUUUUAAUUCCUUGCUGCUGUUGUUUGCAAGUGGCCUCUUGGCUUCACUUCUACUGGCAAAUUACAUCUAG
This is a messenger RNA of Lotus japonicus, 594 nucleotides long. RefSeq names its product PLASMODESMATA CALLOSE-BINDING PROTEIN 3-like. Bases 1 to 594 code for a protein of 197 amino acids. Lineage: Eukaryota; Viridiplantae; Streptophyta; Magnoliopsida; Fabales; Fabaceae. The transcript is spliced from 4 exons. The record is from RefSeq and is a predicted model, not a curated record.